AUGUCUAUUUCCGGCUUUAAGAUUCCUAUUGCGGAGCCAUUCGCGAAGCUGGAGAGUGGUCACAGCGUGCCCGUGCCUCCGCGAUUGCGCCUGCAGGCAGGGCAGGUUGUGCGGCCGCACAACGCGCGCCAGCUCCAUUGCACUGUGCGCGCCGGCCGGGAGGCGCGCCCGCGGGGUACGCAACCCAACGCGCUCGGCCGUCCGCUUGGCCAGCGCGAGCAGCCCAGGCGCAGCCGAGUCGAGUCUGACGUGUUCUCUUUGCCCUCUGUUCCAGGCUACGGGUCCGUGUCGCCGCGCACCACCUGGGGCCGCCUGGUGUCCAUCUCGUACGCCAUCAUCGGCAUCCCCCUGAUGCUUCUGUACCUGUCCACCACGGGCGAGUCGCUGGCCAGGAGCUUCCGCAAGGCCUACAGCCGCAUGUGCGUCAGCAGACGUGACCCCGGAGAGAAGGCGGCCAAGCAGAAGAGCGGCGGCAAGGCGGGCAAGCAGGCGGCCAAGUCGGCCGGGAAGGCGGGCAAGCUCGGCAAGGCGAAGGGCAAGGGCCCUGCCGUGAUCACGAGCUCGAGCGGCAAGGCGCCGGCCGCCACCAGCUCCAUGAAGGCGCACCUCAACCACAGCCACAUGGGGAUGUCUCUGGGCGCCAAGCUGGGCGCCACGGACGAGCUCACGCUCAAGGUGGACCGCGCCCUCUCCGUGGUGGACUGCGGCGCCGGCGACGGCGUGGGCCUGUCCGGCGGCUCAGCGUCCACCUCGGAGCCGGGGCCGGCCCCGCCGCCGCUGGGCUCCGUCAAGGUGCCCGUGCUGCUGUGCCUUCUCGUCCUGCUGGCGUACAUCGCGGGCGGCGCCUUCCUGUUCCACUACCUAGAGGGCUGGAGCCUGGUGGAGGGCUCCUACUUCUGCUUCACGACCCUCGGCACCAUCGGCUUCGGCGAUCUCAUACCCGGCCGCGCGUCGGGCAGGGUGCGCGGGCCGCGCGCCGAGGUGGUGUCGGUGCUGGCCGCGUCCGUCUACAUCAUGGUGGGCAUGGCGCUGGUCGCGAUGACGUUCGCCCUGGUGCAGGACGAGUUCGUGGGCCUGCUGCGCCGCCUCAGCCGCCAGUGUGCGCCCGGCGCGCCCGCGCCCGCGCCGACCCGCACCAGGGCGAGGCCGCGGCCGAGCUGCAGCGACUCCGAGUCCAACACGGACCCGCCGGGGGCGUCGCUCACGCCGUGCGAGGUCAUGGCCAUGACGGCGUCCUCCUGACAUCCGCUCCCGGAGGGCGGCGCGCCCCUUGGCGAGUGGCGCCCGUCACCUCCGGGACCGCCGCCCCCGGCGCCGCUCAUCCCCAUCCCCGUGCACGUGAAGGCGGGGGCGCCCUGCGCCUCCAAGCCGCCGCUCGGCCUGCUCGUGCCGCAGGCGGGGCCGCUGCCGCCGCGCAUGUCGCACAGCCUCCCCCGCCGCAAGGCCAGCGUCCCCAUGGCGGACGAGUUCGGACGCAACGGCCCGGGCCGGCGCUCGGCGGGGCCGGGCGGCACCAACCGCCUGUCGCCCGAGCCGCUCAUGGAGUACUUCGUGCCGCGCAGCGUCAGCGAGUUCAACCUGGCGGGCGUGGUGGCCGAGGAGGACGAGGGCAUGCUGGUGCCCGAGCCGCCGGGGCCGCCCAAGAUACCCAUGCCGCCGGGGCCGCCGGGGCUGCACCAGGGCCACCCGCACCAGCUCACCGCCAUCCUGAGGCCGCCGAGCGGCGCGGCGCGCAAGCUGGGCAUGGCGUCCUCCCGGUCCAGGGAGAAGAUGGUCACCUUCGAGGACGACUCGCCGGGGCCGGGCGCGUGCCCCGGUCCGUGCCAGGGAGACGUGUUUAUGUGAGACACUGAGUGCCGCAAGGGUGCCGACGAGUGCUGAUGAGAGGACCCCGAGUACUUUACAAACGAUUUCCAGAAUGAUGUCGGUUCCUUGACAAUUAUCGCCAUUGCGAUGUUCUUCUGAGUCCGUGUUGUUUAAGUUUAUUGUGGCGCGAGUGAGGGAGUGUGUGAUCCCGAGGAGGCAGACUGCCAUUCAUCGAGUUUUUGGAGUGUUAUUUUUUUGUUUCCUAUUUUUUAGCGACAGGCGAUGACAAGAGAGGUAGAGUCCCAGUCUCUAUAGUUGCAGCGUAUUGUAUUGUCUGCCUGUUGAGUCGGCCCGGCCCGCCCUGCCGGCAGGGUGGACGGCACUCAGCUGCAGGCGUUCCCACGGACACUCUGGAGUGUGAAAGAGAGUGAGUGUGCGAGCGAGUGAGUGAGUGAGUGUGCGAGUGAGUGAGGGUGAGUGUGUGUGAGUGUCUGUGCGAGUGAGGGUGAGUGUGUGUGUGUUUGCGAGUGAGGAUGUGCUUCCGGCCUGUGUGGAUACCCGACUCAUAUAUGACUGUGAUGUGAUUCAUAAAGUAGUAUAUACAUUUAUACAUAUAAAUAUUAUUAGUGAACAUUAAUUGGUCAGUGGAUGGGAAGAACAUUAUAUUUUUGUGAUUUAAAGUUUGGAAAAAGAAAUGAGAAAAUGAAAAAUAAAGAUCAAGAAUUGAUAUUGUUUUAUGAAUUAGAUGUUGUUUGCUCAGGAUAAAUUGGAAAGUUAGAAGUUUGCCACGGCAGGCAAAAUUAAAGCAUGUUAAUUUAGCAUUUUGUUUAUAUUAACUUUGCUCAAACAAUUCAUUUUCGUUCUGUUCUUGUACUAAAGAAGUGUCGUGGAAAAACUUACAUACGCACUCACUGCCCGAUGUUGUGUAACACUGUUUUAAUGGCGAUGCACACAAAAAAGGACAUAGCAAACAGUAUCUUGCCAUCAAAUUUAUGUGUAAUAGUUGCUGGGAGAACAUGUUACAUGUACGUGUCUCCUCUGACUGAGUGAUGUGACAUAGUACCAGUUUCAAGCAGAAGAAGGGGUUGUGUCAUAUCUUUCUUGGUAAUAUUCUAAAUGUACAGAAUGGAAAUGGUGGAUCCAAACGUAUGGUAAUUCAAAAACUUUCUUGUUAUUUGUUUCUGAACUUUAUGUGCCAGACAAUAGAGGGCCAGUUUGUCAUCAAUACUAUGAGGGUAGUUAGAAUCAAUUCAAAUCAAUCUAUCUACUACUAUGACGUCAGCCCUCUCCACGUGAGAGAUGAAAAAACUGUAUCGAAGUGAUCAAUUCAACGUGGCAACGAAUAUACUUUCUCUUACAAAUGUAUAAAUAGUUAUAUAAUAAAUAAUUGUGAACGAACUGA
Messenger RNA from Frankliniella occidentalis (western flower thrips), 3208 nucleotides. RefSeq names its product potassium channel subfamily K member 18-like. Gene Ontology annotation, cellular component: membrane. Gene Ontology annotation, biological process: potassium ion transmembrane transport; stabilization of membrane potential. The transcript is spliced from 3 exons. Gene Ontology annotation, molecular function: potassium ion leak channel activity. The coding region runs from base 1 to 1242 and encodes 413 amino acids. The record is from RefSeq and is a predicted model, not a curated record. Lineage: Eukaryota; Metazoa; Arthropoda; Insecta; Thysanoptera; Thripidae.